Molecule: messenger RNA, 939 nt
Organism: Trypanosoma rangeli
Lineage: Eukaryota; Euglenozoa; Kinetoplastea; Trypanosomatida; Trypanosomatidae
Product: monoglyceride lipase
Exons: 1
Coding region: 1-939 (312 amino acids)
Cellular component (GO): membrane
Molecular function (GO): lipase activity
Source: RefSeq, a predicted model, not a curated record
AUGGGCUCCUAUUGCUCGUGCUUGAAGGCUUCACACGCGCUAAAGUUUUCCAAACCCUCACGCGUUCCACCCGACCCGGAGCUUUUCCCGCGGUACUUUCAGAACAAGCAGGGCUUGUGGCUGCACUUUGCAGAGUGGGCGCCGCCACGCGAGGUGCCCAACGUGCGUGCGGUGCUGUUCCUCAUCAGUGGGGUUGCAGAACACACGGCACGGUAUGAUUCCGUGGCGUUGACGUGUGCCCGCGCAGGCUACCACGUCUUCUGCAUGGACAAUCAAGGGGCCGGUGGGAGCGAGGGAAAGCGGCUCUACGUGGAAAACUUCUACGAUUUUGUGGACGACUUUCUGCUGUUUAAGCAAAUUAUACUUUCCCGCUACCCGGACUACGCCACACUGCCCUGCUGCCUGUUGGGGCAUUCCAUGGGCGGCUUGAUCGCUGCACACGUUGCGCUACGUGACCCAGACGCGUGGGCCGCCGUCGUUCUUAGCGGCCCAGCACUUCAAUUCGACCCACAAUUGACCACACCCUUCAUGCGCUGGCUUGCAUUUAAGCUUUCCAAAUGUUUCCCAAAGCUUGGUGUAAAGGCAGUCGACACCAACCUCAUCAGUAACAACCGCCCAAUUGUGGAGCUUGCCAAGCAAGACCCAUUUAUGUCUUCCGCCCCUCUUACGGCACGCUGGUUUGCAGAGAUGCUGCGCGCCAUCGAUGACAUGUGGGAAAAGAUGGAUAGAAGCACCUUUCCGCUUCUCAUUGUGCACGGCAGAGAUGACAGCCUGUGCGCUAUCAGCGGCUCUCGUCGGUUUGUAGAGUUGGCGCUCUCAAGCGACAAAACACUCAUUGAGUAUGAUGAGUUAGCGCACGAGGUUCUCAGUGAGGUCUCGUGGAAGAAGGUUAUGAGGGACGUUCAGUCCUUCUUAGACCGCCACUGUCCCUCUAGAUAA